ACUGCCAUGAGAGUGAUUAAGAGGUGCUUGGAAAGGGGAGCACUCGGGCUGUUCUAAACUUAGAGUAACCUGAAGCAAGCCAUGAGGUAUCCCCUGGUUCCUCUGGUGAACGAGCUGACCUUUCCUCUGCUUUUCUUCUGGUUCUGCUUGCCCUUUGUCAUGCUGCUGAUCAUCGCCAUUAUCUGGCUACAGCUGCUGCUUAAUGAAGCACAGAUGCCCAGCACAGAAAAGAUUGAGAAAGAAUCUCCUGAUGAGCCUGAAUCUGACUCUGAAGGUGAAAUAACAGAGGAAGAAAACCAGAGUGAUGCAUCCAGUACAGAGAUGCAAGAGGAGUCACAAUCCAGUGGAGCUGUGGGAAGACUGAGGCCCAAGCCUGCUUAUCUGAGCUCAAAUCCUAAAAGCCAAAGUCUUCUGGCUGUGACCCCAAACAGCUGGUCCCAGAGGCAGAAGAUAAGAUAUUCCCGUGCUGAAAAGAGCACUUUCUAUAACAUCCUGAUGCUGCUGUGCUCCUUGCUUUCUUCUCUCACCUGGAAUUUUGUCUGCCUGUUGCUCCAGACCUUUAACAUCCUGAGGACUCUGCUGCUGCCAUCCUAUCUGGUUACCUACGUGGCUCAGCUGUCCACUUUUCUGGGUGAAACAGCUGGGAAAAUCCUGGGCUCCCUGAGUCUGGAGAGCAGAGGACUGCUGCUUUCAGUCCUGGGGAGGAAACUGCAGCUAAGCCAAGCUCAGAGAACCACCUCAGGGUGAAAACAAAGCAGGGAGACCCAUGGCAAUCCAGGCCAGCAUUGGUGACAGCCACUGCAGCAUGGCAGAGCGAGGGGAAUUCUCUGAAAAAGAAACCCACUCCAGACUAAGCACCUACUCAGCUCACCACAGCUGCUUUCAGAGUGUUGAAAACACUCUGCCUAAAUGUGAAAUGGAUGACAGCUGCCAACUCCUUGAGGGAUAAGCUCCUUUUUUUACAAGGACCGAGCAUUCCACCAGCAUCAGGAAUAAUUUCUGCUCACCAACACUAAUCUUUGAUUCCAAAUAAAUGAGAUCAAGGCAA
Molecule: messenger RNA, 1048 nt
Organism: Haemorhous mexicanus (house finch)
Lineage: Eukaryota; Metazoa; Chordata; Aves; Passeriformes; Fringillidae
Gene: ADIG
Product: adipogenin
Exons: 3
Coding region: 82-747 (221 amino acids)
Biological process (GO): fat cell differentiation
Source: RefSeq, a predicted model, not a curated record